This is a messenger RNA of Rotaria sordida, 795 nucleotides long. The record is from the annotation of a GenBank genome assembly. NCBI's taxonomy places the organism in Eukaryota, Metazoa, Rotifera, Eurotatoria, Philodinida, Philodinidae.
AUGUUUAUCAAGACUGAAGCUGGUGAACAGAUCUCUAUUGACAUUGGAACAUCAAAUACGAUCAGAGAUGUGAAGAAGAAGAUUCGACAUAAGAUGGGUAUUCCUGUCAACAACCAACUGUUAGUCGCUAACGACGCAGAAUUGGAAGACGAUCGAACUCUUUCUGACUGCGGUAUUGACAACAGUUCCGUCGUCUUUCUAAUUUCAAUGCACAUUGGAUUAAGUGGCACGAACCAUACGUCGAGGCUCACUGUCAAGACCGAGGACGGCGGUAAAAUUACACUUGAUAUCGAACCAUCUUGGACAAUCAGGGACGUGAAAAAGAAGAUUCAAGAUCAAGAAGGUAUUUUACCCGAACAGCAACUUAUAGUAAUUAACGAUGCAGAAGUCGAUGAUCAUCGAGCUGUUUCCUACUAUAACAUCGGCAAUGAUUCUAGCAUUCAUUUGAUUAAAAUGGGCGAUGCGACGACUAUUGUUGCUCAUCCUCCGGUUGUUCCAAGUGCAACGGCAAAUGUUACUAGUGCACUGACACCUCUCUCUGAUUUCUAUGUGGCUUGUCGGGAUAAUGAUGUUACGAAACUUCGACAACUUCUUCAAACACUUUCGGUUGAGGAAAUGAAUAAACUGGAACCAAAUGGAAGCACGGCUCUUCACGCCGCCUGUUUUAGAGGACAUCGAGAAGUGGUUAAAUUACUUCUGAAGAAAGGAGUCAGUCGAAAUCUUCGUAAUGAAUUGAGAAUAUCAACAACAUCAGAAUAUAAAAAUGAUCAAGAUAAAAAUCAACAUAAUGAAUAA